Molecule: messenger RNA, 453 nt
Organism: Eimeria maxima
Lineage: Eukaryota; Apicomplexa; Conoidasida; Eucoccidiorida; Eimeriidae
Product: R1 protein, putative
Exons: 4
Coding region: 1-453 (150 amino acids)
Cellular component (GO): cytosolic small ribosomal subunit
Molecular function (GO): structural constituent of ribosome
Source: RefSeq, a predicted model, not a curated record
AUGCGGGCGCUGGGUGAACACAGGGCUGUUUGUUUCAGCGGCCGCGUUCUUGCGGGGCGCAGUUCUGUUCCGCGGCAGCCGCAUGAGGGUGGGAUGGCGCCGAAGGAAAAGAAGACUAAGGAGCAGAUUGCCGCGGCCGCGGCCGCCGGCAGCAAGAAAAACAAGAAGAAGUGGUCCAAGGGGAAGAGCAAGGACAAGCUGAACUACGCUGUCAUGUUCGACCAGGCAACUUUGGACAAGUUCAUGGCAGAGGUGCCCAAGAUGAAGUUGGUGACGCCGUACACAAUUUGUGAAAGGCUACGCAUCAACGCUUCGUUAGCUCGCAGGGGAAUCCGGGAGUUGUAUAGCAAGGGGCUGAUUAGGCCUCUUGUUGAGAGCUUGUAUGAUGACCCCAAUGAUAGGCCUGAAGCCACCUCUGGUGGUAUUGACGAUUACAGAGCCAAUUUUUUCUGA